AUGUGGACCUUAGACUCAUUUAAAAUUUCAAACCCCCACUUAUAAAAAAAUCUGUAGAAAAAGCUCCCGCAAUAGUUAAACUCAAUUAAAGUUGAAAACCUAGGCUCUAAAUCUACUACUGACUCGAACUCUCCGAAACCCGUAAACGAAGAAUCACCUGAACAACUAUCUGAGAAUAAGCUUGCUGAAGAUUUUGAAAUACAAUAGUAAAUUGAGGAGCUAGACCUUGAAAAUUAGUCUAAUAGUGACUCAAAUCUGAAUGAUUUGCCAGAUGGUCAUAUUCAAAUCGCAUUAAAUAUUGAAGAGCCAAGCAUUUCAAGUAGGAAUAACUUGCAAGAGCAAAGAAGAAUAAAUGAACGCAACUACAUUGUCAUGACUGAAGAGGAAAAAGCUAUAGAAGUAGUGAUUGCUGUUUAUGCAUUGAUGCUUUACUCUAGAUUAGAAAUGGAAGUAAAAGAGUAUGAGUAAAGAAUUUGGUUUAUUGCAUCUGCAGUAAUAUCAGCAAUAUCAGUAGGAACUACUAUUCAUUAUAUCGUAAGACUACUGCAAGAUAAAUUUACUCACAAAAUAAAGAACAUUAAUUUGCUUCUUGAAUCAGUAAUAAUGGUCAUUUGUGUUAUUGGUUCAAUUAUUCUCUCAUUAAGAGGCUCUACUCUUUAAAAAUAAAUUCAAAUGGCAUCCCUCAUCAGUUUGAUAUUACUUGGGAUUAGAUCUCUCAAAGUUUUGCUUUUGAUAUUCUUGAAAGUAACUUGGUCUCCACUAAUUUGGUUUGUCAAUAAAUUUGAUUCUAAAGGCUCUAAGAAACAAGCAGACCAGGCUAUUGAAGAAAAGAUAUCAGAGCCUAUGGAAAUUGAAAGACCUAAUUAAUAAGAUAUAGAAAUAGAUAUGAGUUGUCCAAUUUGUCUAAAUGACUUUAAUGAGCAAUCAGUAAUCACACCUUUACCAUGCUAGUCGCACUUUUAUCAUCAUUAGUGCAUUGCAAGCUGGCUUAAGAAAAAUUGCGUUUGCCCUAUAUGUAGAUUUCAAAUUACUAAGCAAAACCUCAAGUAAUCUUAGAAAAUCAGUAAAUGA
Messenger RNA from Stylonychia lemnae, 1071 nucleotides. NCBI's taxonomy places the organism in Eukaryota, Ciliophora, Spirotrichea, Sporadotrichida, Oxytrichidae. The record is from the annotation of a GenBank genome assembly.